Harmonia axyridis is the source of this 1992-nucleotide messenger RNA. RefSeq lists its product as uncharacterized. Lineage: Eukaryota; Metazoa; Arthropoda; Insecta; Coleoptera; Coccinellidae. The transcript is spliced from 2 exons. Bases 1 to 1992 code for a protein of 663 amino acids. The record is from RefSeq and is a predicted model, not a curated record.
AUGGAUAAAACUUUGAGUGAGAAACUAAUUACCCAAUUGGAAAAAAGAAUAAAAGAUCAAGAAUUGAUAAUAGAUUUAAUGAAAAAGGAAGAUGCUAGAAAAAAAAAGGUCUUGGAAGAGGAAGAUAUACAUGUUGCUGUGUUGACUGAACACUGGUUGAAGGAAAAUCAUACUGAACAAAUAAUAGUGCAGAACUUUGUCUUGGGUGCCCAUUAUUCUAGAUCAAAUGGAUAUGGUGGAGUUCUGAUCCUUCACAGAGAUGACUCGAAAAUGUUGCCACUGGAGUGUGUGAGGAAAUACUCUGUGGAAAAUCACAUUGAAUUGGCAGGGGUUUAUAAGAGACUUCAUAGAAAAAUUAUAAUUGGGGUAUACAGACCACCACAAGGAGAUUUUGAGGUGUUUCUGACAAAUUUUCCGUCCUGUUUGGAUGAGUUGGGGUGCAUGAAUCUGGGUUAUGAAGAAAUCUAUGUUGCUGGAGACUUCAACAGUGACUUAAUAAGAUGCAACACAAAUGGAAGAAACCUGCAGAAUCUAAUGGGUGAGUUCAAUCUCCAUGCUAAAUUUAAUGAACCUUCUAGAGUAUCAAUUGAAACUACAUCUUUAAUUGAUAAUAUAUAUUCAAAUAGUGAUACAGACUCUGAUCCAUGUACGAUAGAACCACAUAUUUCGGACCAUAGAGGACAGGUGUUACGAUGUUCUGGUAUGUUAAUGAAACCUAAGAAAAGAAAAAGUAAAUUAGUUAGAAAUCUGAGAAAACAAAAUAUAGAUCGAUUCAUUGAGGUACUCUCAAGUCAGUGCUGGGAUUUCGUAUAUUCCGACUUAUCUGCGGGACAGAUCUUUGACCGGUUCUGGGCCCAAAUUCUAGAGAUCUAUGAGUUAACUUGCCCACAAAAGGUUUUGAAAGUUGAGAGAGGAUAUUGGGUGUCAAAGCUGAAGAAAAACAGGGAGAUCAAGGAAUUGAAGAACAGGUUAGAUGCGCUUUCAGUGAUACAUCAUAUAAAAGGAAAUUCAGAUAGUGGAAAAGCAUAUAAUGUUUGUAAAAGAUUAUACAGGGAAAAAUUGGUUGAAAUAAAGAGGAAAGAAAAUCUUAGAAAAAUUGAGCACUCAUCAAACAAAACCAGGGAAAUAUGGACGGUUAUAAGGGGUAAUCAAGGAAAAAAUAAACAGCAUGAUGAAGCAGAAAUAAAUCCUAUGACCUUAAAUGAACAUCUUUUGAAAAUAGGUAAAGAUAUUGAGAAAAACUGCCCAAAAGUUGACGUUAGUUCUGGAGACCUACGUAAAAAAGCAGGAAAAUUCAUGCGAAAUUCCUUUUUCUUAAGAGAAAUAACGGAAAUAGAUGUCCUGAAGAUAGCGAAGAAGGUCAAGGGUAAAAAAUGUAGAGAUAUCUAUGACAUGUCACCGAGUAUGUUGAAGCUGAUCAUUCCAAGUAUAGCAGAGCCUUUGGCAGAGAUUAUAACGAGAUGCUACAGUGAAGGUUAUUUUCCUGAUCAGUUAAAACGUGCCAAAAUAAUUCCUGUAUUCAAAGGAGGAGAUAAAUCUGAACCUUCAAACUACAGGCCUAUUUCAAUACUCCCAAGCCUCUCCAAAAUAUUCGAGAUUGCUUUGAAGGAUAGACUUUCGGAAUUUUUCACGAAGUACAAUAUUAUAUGUCACGAACAACAUGGAUUCCAAGAAAAUAAGUCCACAAGUACAGCAAUAACUUCGGUACUGGUUGAGGUUGCAGAUGCUUUGGACUCAAGAAAGAAGUGCAGGCUGAUGGCAUGCGAUCUGAGUAAGGCGUUUGAUACCCUUAAACAUGAUAUCUUGCUGCAGAAGUUGGAGAGCUAUGGCAUUAGAGGUGUCCCGCUGAAGUUGAUCAGUAGUUACUUGCAAGGUAGAUAUCAAAGAGUUUGUAUUCAGGAGAAAUACUCCGACUGGGGAUUUGUGGAGUGUGGAGUUCCUCAAGGGUCCAUAUUGGGGCCUCUAUUAUUUUUGAUAUACAUGAAUGACUAA